UCAAUUUCGUGAACAGUGAUUAAAUGCCAAUAUAUAUAUAUCACGGUAAAUCCUUACAAAGAUACAUUAGAAAAAAUACAUGGCGAAGACAUUAGACAAGUACUUUACUAUUAAAACAAUUAUAUAAUGUUCUCCUUGAUGAUUUGAGUUGUCCUUCAUAUUUUAUGACGAAAUAAUUAAUGAGUAAUAAUCCUAAGCAUACAUUAACCAUUUGUAAUACUUCCAUCGCAUAUUGAUUAAUAAUGGUUGCCCAUACAAUCCUUCUUGACUUCACUGUGUCUGCUAAUGUCAUAGCAGAUUUGGAAAAACGUUCUAAUUUAAAAUCUGCUAUCGCAAAUGUUCUGGGUGAACAUUUUAUUGGUUUGAAACCUUUGACAGAAUCAAACAUCGAUGGCAGUUUAUUGAUUUUAUAUACCGGCCCGAGAGGUAGUCUAAUCACCGUAAGAGGAUAUAAGGAAGGCCUAGUGACGUUAAACAUUGAAUAUUUCAAACAGGAUGACGAAGAAGCGUUGUUAACAUUUGAGUUGGCCAGAGAGUUGGAGACGGCGUUGCAGGCAGCGGCAACCGCUACGCGGUCACACACGCUUAUCCCCAUUAAACGCGGUGGACCUUUUGAGAGAUACUUUCCUACCGCCGAUGAGAGAUUGCUUGAAUAUGACAUUGAUAAGCUGGUGUUUGAGGCACGGUCGCCUUAUCAAAAGGUACAAAUUGUCCAUUCCAAAUCUCUUGGUAACCUUCUGGUUCUCGAUGAGUUACAAAACAUGUCCGAAGCGGAUCUUAUAUAUACAGAAACGUUGAUGCAACGUGGUAAGGAAAAUUAUGCUGGAAAAGAAAUAGUUAUCCUUGGCGGUGGUGAUGGAGGUUUACUCUGGGAAUUGCUCAAGGAAAAACCAAAAUAUAUAACAAUGCUCGAGAUCGAUGACGUUGUUAUGAAAGCUUGUAGUCAACACAUGAGAAGCAUAUGUGGAGAUUGUUUAGAUAAAAGGAAGGGUGAUAACUAUGAGAUAAUAGUUGGUGACUGUGUAAAAGCACUUGCACACAUGAUAGAAGAGGGUCGUCAGUUCGAUUAUGUUUUUGGUGAUUUAACUGAUAUUCCAAUCAGUACUACUCCUCAUGGCGAUGCAUGGGAUUUUAUAAGAUUAAUUCUAAAUUCUUCGGUUAAAGUACUUAAACCCACGGGAAAAUAUAUGACUCAUGGAAAUGGUGCUUCUUGUCCUGAAUCAUUGAAGAUGUAUGAGGAGGUAUUAUCUCAACUCUGUGUACCCGUUACGUUUGCAAAAGAUCGUGCUUUUGUACCAUCCUUCUUCGAAGAUUGGAUUUUCUAUCAAGUGUCGCUUAAAUGAUGGAUUAAAAUCAUACACGAUCAUUUACUUGAAAGACCAACCAAAUUUUCUCACGAUCUAUUACUUCCAUUAUGACCCAAGCUGAGCCUUAGUUUUAGAAACUUAAGUAAAUAAUCAGUUCCUCUCUAAAAGAUAAUUUAACUUCUUAUUCAAAUCAAAACGAUACAAUAUAGAUUUGUAUGCGAGUAUGUAAAUAUAUAUAUAUAUACAUACAUGUAUAUAGAUGUGUACUAACAUAUGUAUACAUACAUUUACAUACAUACAUACGAUCUAUAUGUAUAUGUGCAUACAUAUGUAUGUAUGCGCGAAUAUAGUUAUAUACGCAUGCGUACGUGUGAUUAUUCCAAUUCCGACAUCGUAAGUUAAACGGUAUAUCUCUCUCUCUCUCUCUUCAUGCUUAAUUACUUAUCAGGAGUAAAAUGCUGAAAUACGUGCUAAUUUAUUUUUUAAAUGUACAGUGUAUUGUGCUUAAAAUUAAUUGAUAUUUUCUCGAUAAAAAAUCUCAUUUUUAUAAAUUCAGUUAUAAAAGUACAUGCGAACGACCAAAUUAUCCAAACAAUAUACAUAAGAGUGUGUGGAAAAAAAAUGAAAGAUAAAUAGGAUUUACUUUUCUCAAGAAGAUUUUGCUUGUUUUGCGUUAAAACAAAUUGUUUAAAGAUUAUUCAAAUCUUCAAAUGUUAUAAAAAUAGGUAUAAGCAAUUAUCGAGUUCUUUAUUAAUGUAAUGUAAAAUAUCUUCAAUGUAUCAUAUUUAAAUAUUACUAAGGAAUUGAACAGAGCAUUUACCAUAAGAUUUAUAACAACUUAUGGGUAAUAUUUUCAGUACACAUCUUUUACAACCGAUACUUAUUUGAUCGUCUAUGAAUAUUAUGAAUAUGAUAUAAUUAAUUUACAUAUAUUUGUAUGUGAAAAAUUACAAGAACAAACAAAACGAAAAACUUGAAAGAUUAUUUUUUAUAGUAAAACAUUUUCUUGCUUUGAUAAUGAUAAUUAGAGAACAUGUAACAGCACAAUAUGGAAUAAAAGUACCAUUUAUAUAUUCGCUUAUAACACCAGUACAAAAAAGACUAUUAUAUAAAUAUUCGAUUACGUAAAAUAGACGUUCAGUUGUCAAACUGAUAAUAAAUAAAGGGUAUAAUUGUAUAUGAA
Molecule: messenger RNA, 2490 nt
Organism: Vespula vulgaris
Lineage: Eukaryota; Metazoa; Arthropoda; Insecta; Hymenoptera; Vespidae
Gene: Sms
Product: spermine synthase
Exons: 8
Coding region: 243-1343 (366 amino acids)
Biological process (GO): spermine biosynthetic process
Molecular function (GO): spermine synthase activity
Source: RefSeq, a predicted model, not a curated record